This is a messenger RNA of Prorocentrum cordatum, 360 nucleotides long. Lineage: Eukaryota; Dinophyceae; Prorocentrales; Prorocentraceae. The record is from the annotation of a GenBank genome assembly.
AUGCAUGCCCAGGUGGUGACGAUGUUGCGGCUGGCGUUAUCGCGGGACUCCGACCAGUCGCGGGCGACCUUCGGGGCCAUCCCAGGGCACAAUUGUUCAGGCUCCGCUGACAACGCGCUCUGCGUGGCCAGGUGGCUCGCAGACACUUACCUGGCUCCGUCCGAGGACAGCGACUGGAAGGAGUCGUUUUUCACCGGCUACCGCGACCCACACCAGCCCGCUCGGGCGCGGACGGUGAAGGAUCCGUUCGAUGCUGACGACUUGACCGACGUGUUCUUCCCUGCUGACCACAGUUCGGCUGUGAACCCGACUGGCACGGGCGGCGGUGAGAACGGCUUCAACAGGAGACGUCGACCCUGA